Messenger RNA from Chaetomium fimeti, 1086 nucleotides. Its product is annotated as beta-lactamase superfamily domain-containing protein. Bases 215 to 1006 code for a protein of 263 amino acids. NCBI's taxonomy places the organism in Eukaryota, Fungi, Ascomycota, Sordariomycetes, Sordariales, Chaetomiaceae. The transcript has a single exon. The record is from RefSeq and is a predicted model, not a curated record.
AUAUGCCUUGAAUCCCCGCCCCCCACAGAGCAACGAGUCACGCCAAAUGGCGCAUUAAUAAUACCAGCGCCAAGUUGUGACAACCACUUUUUAGGUGGCAAGUCCUAAGCUAUAAGAGACCCUUCCCUCCCAACAUCACUGGCAGGUACCAGCACUACUCUACUCUUUACUGCGUCUGGUAUCAAAGCAAGCCUUUCAAUAAACACCGCCCACCAUGUCCGCCUCAACCUUCACCAACAAAGUCACCAUCACCCACAUCGGGACCGCCACGGCCAUCCUCGACAUCGACGGCGUGACCUUCCUCACGGACCCCUUCUUCUCCCCCGCCGGCACCACCUUCCCCGCCGAGGCGGGCCACACCCUGCACACCUACGAGGACCCGGCCCUGCGGCCGGACCAGCUCCCGCCCAUCGACGCCGUGCUGCUCAGCCACGAGAACCACCCGGACAACCUGGACGAGCCGGGCCGCCGGCUGCUGGACGGGCGCCGCGUCGUCACCACGCGGGACGGCGCGCGCAACCUGGCGCCGCGCCCGGGCGUGCUCGGCUUCGCCGACUGGCAGGAGCGCGAGGUGCGCAUCGCGGGGAAAGUGUUCACCGUCACGGCCACGCCGUGCACCCACUGGCCUGGUCAUGAGUGCGUGGGGUUUGUGGUGCGCGCUGAGGACUUUGGGGUUGCGCCGGAUGGUAGGCUGAAUGCGGUUUACUUUUCGGGGGAUACCGUGUAUCGGGAUGAUUUGGUUAGGGUGGCGGAUAAGUAUCAUGUUGCUGUGGCGCUGGUGAACCUGGGGAAGGCGACUUUUGAUGGGUUGGAGAUCACGAUGGAUGGCCGGCAGGCGGCGCGGCUGUUCCGGGAUCUGAAGGCUGAUGUCCUUGUGCCGAUGCACUAUGAGUCCUGGGAUCACUUUACACAGAAUGGGGAGGGGCUGUUCAAGGAGUUUGAGGCGGAGGGCGUGUUGGACAGCGUCCGCUGGUUGAAGCCUGGCAAAGCGGUUGAGAUUAACUAGGCGGUGGGGGUUUACGACGAUAACUACGGGCUUGUCAGGUUGGAGGCAAGGGAAAAUGGAAAGUACACAUGUACAGUUAA